GGAUCGUCUGGAUCGACAGCGGGCACCGGGUCAUCUGGCGCUGGAUCGUCUGGCUCGACAGCGGGCAUCGGGUCACCAGGCAUGACAGCGGGCACUGGGUCAUCAGGCAUUGGAUCGCCUGGCUCGACAGCGGGCAUCGGGUCACCAGGUAUGACCGCGGGCACCGGGUCAUCAGGCAUUGGAUCGUCUGGCUCGACAGCGGGCAUCGGGUCACCAGGCAUGACAGUGGGCACCGGGUCAUCAGGUACCGGAUCGUCUGGCUCGACAGCGGGCACUGGGUCAUCAGGCACGGCAGGCUCACCGGUUUGGAUACUGGCAGGAUGGUACUGGUUGGAA
Molecule: messenger RNA, 336 nt
Organism: Staurois parvus
Lineage: Eukaryota; Metazoa; Chordata; Amphibia; Anura; Ranidae
Source: the annotation of a GenBank genome assembly